GCCACCGCCACCGCCGCGGGAGGCAGCCCCGCCCGCCCGCCCUCCGCCUUGCGACAGCCGGCUCCCCCCGGCCGCGGGGCCGCCGGUUGGCCGGCGCUCAGCGCCGCUGUCCCGGCCGCUGCAUGGAGCUGUCGGCCAUCGGGGAGCAGGUGUUCGCGGUGGAGAGCAUCCGCAAGAAGCGCGUGCGGAAGGGUAAAGUAGAAUACCUGGUGAAGUGGAAAGGAUGGCCCCCAAAAUACAGCACAUGGGAGCCAGAGGAUCAUAUCUUGGACCCUCGCCUGGUAGUGGCUUAUGAAGAAAAGGAAGAGAGAGACCGUGCAUCGGGGUACAGGAAAAGAGGCCCCAAACCGAAGCGCCUCCUCCUGCAGCGACUGUAUGGCAUGGACUUGAGGAGUGCCCACAAGGGAAAGGAGAAGCUCUGUUUCUCUCUUGCGCGGAGGUUUGGAGGAGGAGACAGUAGCCUGCCAGGGGCCAAGCCAGGGCAGGCAGAGUUCUCAGAGAAGACUGGGGGAGCGGUCCUGCCAUUCUCUCUCCGGAAGCAACGCAAAAACCAGAAGUACCUGCGACUGUCAAGGAAGAAGUUCCCCCGCAUGGCGAGCCUGGAGAGCCGAAACUGCAGGCAUGAGUUCUUCCUGAAUGACGCAGUGGGCCUAGAGGCCAGACAGGGCCCUGAGGACUGGGAGGCCAUGCAGCACACCAGCAAAGAAGCAGAUGUGGAUGGCAAUCUCCCUUGGAUUCCCACUGUGCCCCCCAGCGAAGUGACAGUGACAGACAUCACAGCAAACUCCAUUACCGUCACUUUCAGAGAAGCACAAGUGGCUGAGGGCUUCUUCCGAGACCGGAGUGCGCAGUUCUGAAUCCCUGUUUUCAGUGCUCCCCAAAACUAGUGCUUUUAGGGUGGGGCUAGGGAAGGGUUAUUUUAUCCCUUAAGAAAAAAAAAAAAAAAAAAAUCCAAAAUGUCUCCUCUUAAAAUGUUUACAGACACCUUCUUUUUUUUCUCUUCUCCUUUCCCCCCUUUCAGAUACGCAAAAAAGGGCAGUGUAGGGGGUGUGUGUUUGUCAUUGCUUUGUCCAUCUGAAAAACUGACAGCCCUUUCCCUGGCAAAGACUCCCCUCCUAGAUGUGAAAGCAGCAAGCUGAACAAUUCGCCUUUUAUCCUGUUAAGUGGCGGCAGCUGCAUUUGUGGGGAGAGGGCAUGUGGAGGUGGAAAGAGAUCUGGAUCUCUAGCCUGCCGCCUUGUUCUGCAAUUGAUAUCCCUUGGAUAAAGAUACUUCUCUGUGCAUUGCUCUUCCCACCUUCCUCCUCCCUCUCUUCCUGCAGCAGUGAGAGGCGAUGGAUCCUACCUGUUUAGAUAACUCCAGCCUGUUAAGACUUUCUCUCCAGUGCUGUUUUCCCUGUGGCCUGCUGUCAGGACUUCAGAACCAUAUUUGCCUGUCUGUGGUAAGUCAGUCUUUGCAGCACGGGUCUGUAUAGACAGCAGAGGUUUCUUUCUUUGAUUGGUGAUCAUGCGGAAAGACUGAAAUGCAUCUCUGAAAUCUAGAUCGGCGACAUAAAUUCAAUUUGCCCUCAUUAUAAGCUCAGAAACCCAGCGCAGUUGAGACAUACCAUUCUGUAUAUGCUAAACAGGAUUUCCAGGCUCAGCUCUGCUGUGUGAGGAAUGUGUUAUGGAAAGUGGGGUGUUCUUCCCCUUUGCCAAUUUCAGUAUUAAUAACAAAUGCUGUCCUGAAUCUGUGGUAAUAAGUUGGUUGAAAACUGACUCCUCUCCCCUGGGAGGAGGUGCUAAUAGGACAACCAAAGCAUUGCCUGGCACUGCAAAGAUAUCCAAGAUACUGGCACAGGCCCAGGACACAGGAAUUGAACAGAACUGAGCCAGAAAUGGACCUUGAUUAGCAGCAAAUUCUGUUCUUGGAUCCCAUUGGGACAUCCAAGGUAAACAGCAUGUGGGGAAGGCAUACAUUAGAUUUGAGGAGGGGAAAAAAUUUCUUAAUUCUUAGCAAUGAGAAUUCUUGGAUUCUACUGCCUGAGUAAUAUUCUUCCGUGACUCCAGUCUCCUCACAGUAUCUGUGAUCCUGUACUACUUUACUGAUGGGAACUUCCCCUUGGAAGGCUUAAAAAUCUUUGCCAAGGAAAGCAGUCUGCAUUUCAAUAGACCCUGCCUGAUCUUGCACUUAAAAAUGCCUUGUGCUGGACUGCCUGUGACACUUUGAGGUUUUUGAAGAAUUGCUGUAUUUUGAGUUGGUAGUUUAGUAUAGCAUCUGUUCUCGCACGUGCAUGUUCUCCUCCUUUUUUUUAAAAAGCAAAUUUUAUUUAACUAAAUUUGUAAAUCUAGACCUUUUCCUAUGGAAAGCAAGAAAAGUAAGCUAGAGUCUAAGGUGGGGACUGCAGGACAGAGUGCAGCAGGGUGACAUUGGCUACUGCCAUGAUUAAUGUCCUUAAAUCCUUUGUUUCCUCUCCCCACCCCACCUGAAGCAUCUCUUAUCUGCUGUAUUUUUUCUAAAUGAAGCUAAGAGCCUUCUGAGCUCCGAGGUAAAGACAUCUGUGGAAACCCUCAAUGUGUUCCUUUGAGGGGCAUGGCUGUUGGCCUGCAGAAUUUGGGAGCUCUGGGGCUUCUUGUCCUCCAAACAUCUACUUUUUGCAAAGUGCUUGGACUGCCUCUAUGGUUUUUAUUAAAAGCAGGUUUUACCUCAGAUAGAAUGUGGCAGCUCAGUGUAGACUUAGGAUUUCCCCUUCCAUCUCGUAGCUGUUUGAGCAGACGUGUCCUCCACUGUGUCACAGUAGUUUCAGGACCACUGGGAAGAUGUUGAAUUUCUGGACUAACCUUUUGUCACUCGAAGAAGUGACAUGGGAGUCUUAUUAUGGAGAAAUCUGAGAAGGUGAGAAGUGGAAGCUGCGGGAGGGGGGGUGGGGUGUGGGUGCCUAGAAUUAUGUGGUGGGAGCAAGAAUGAGUGGGAAAGAAGCUUGCUGUAGCUAGCAAGGGCAAAUUGAUGAGGUAAGCACACAGGCUCAGGAUGUUUGUUGAACGUGGGUGUCCAGAGCGAGGCUUCUGUAUCUGGAGUUGCACCCACUUUUGCAGGAUGUGGGGUCAGACAUUGUUGUCAUCGUCACCCACACACACACCCACAGGCCCCCUCUUCCCAACACCUGCCAAAUGUGCCAAAUACCUGCAUCUCUCUUUUGUCAUAACCAGUGGACACACCACACGGGUGAGUCCACUCUUGAGGGUUGUAGCAGGUCAAGUAGUUAGGUUGAAAAAGCAUAAUAUUUUAGCUUAUUUUUUUAAAAAGUCUUGAACUCCAGCUCAUCCUGCUAAAUCUUCAAGGCAUUUAUAGGUUCUGGUUUCUUUAUUCUAAUGCGGCUACUGCUGCCUUUGUCCUGUCUUUAUCUCAGUGUAAAAAUACACCAAAAAAGCUUCCUAUUUACUAAGGAUCCUAGCUUUGGUUGACAUCGGAAGCAAUACCAGUCCUGCAACAGGAAAGAGCUUGUCCUAAUAAACUGAAUUUCCAUCCUCUGCUUUUCUUUCCACUCACCAGCUGAGACUUCUCAAUGUUUUGUUUUGGCAUUUCUCUUUCAACAUUUUUGGUUCCUCUUGCAGUGGAGUUUUCAAAGACCUGUGGUGGUCUUUCAAAGAGGAUCCACCUACAGCUUCAUAUCUUAAUCAUUUUUUGGAUCAAGCUAGCUGGUGUUCUGCUGGUGACUAAUCAUCUCACUAUAUGAAGUGUUAAACAAAGUACCUGGCUAGCAUGCUGCUUUGUGUACAGGUCAAUGAGGAGUUAACCCUUAUCGGAUUGAGCGUGGGUGGGUUUGGUUUGUGUGUGUGUGUGUGAGGAGGAGUUUGUGGUAGGAAACUAAGCAGUUACUGUGUUGGGGUGGACUUUUUUUUUUGACAUUCAUGAAUUUUUGCUUAUCUUAAGAAUCUUUUUUGAGAAGAUUUUUCUCUUGAUCUUUUUAAAAUGUGGCCCUGUUCCAUAUUGUCUGGUGACAUAUUGUUGUAAACUUCCUUGGUAGAGCUGGUCUUCUGGAACUUUAAAAUUAGCUUUAUUCCACUUCUGCAGGUGUAGAGAUGUAUGGGGCUUUUAAUGGUGAUGGCAAGAGAGGUUGUCUGGGUUUACUUGUCUCUUCUCCUCAAUACCAUCUAUCUGAGUUCAACCCAAAAUCUGAAAAUUGAAUUGGGACCUCUUGGGCUAACAUACUGUGAAAAUCAGAUGCUGUGCUCAGAGCUUCGUUAAGCAUUCCAUUUGAUUAGAAGAGCCAGAAUAACAUCCAGCUGAAGCUGAGUUUAAUAAUUCUAUUUGAAGCACAAGCCAAGAAUAGAAAUGGGCUAACUCUCCCAUACCUCGUUUGGCUCCAUGGCUGUAAACAAGAAAAACAAACUUCAGCCAGUGGAAAUUACUGAACUGUAUGCAAGAAACAAACUUCUCAAAGAAGAAUAGUCAUUCUUAGAACUGUUUCCAUGUGAGAAUUUACCAGCCACGUUGGAGGGACAGAAGUUUUUAUGUCAUAGAUCUUCUCACAGUGAACUUGCUGUAUAUAUGACAGAACUAAGGGAUUUCAUGAGAUUGGAAAACCUUUACUGUUAACACUGUGUUUAAAAAAAAAAAAAAAAAAGUAAAAAAAAAAAAAAAAAAGACUGCCACUGUUCCUGGAUGGUUAUAAACUAGAUGUUGCUGCUCUGAUAUACAAGUGAUGCCUUGGAACAGCAAGUUUUAACACGUAAAUAGUGGCAUUAAGUAGCCUAUCUCCUGCAUGCUCCUUAUUGUCUUGCAUUUGCUUGGGGGCCCUUCGGCUUGUGAAGUCAGACCAAGGUGGCUUUUUUUUGGCUUUUUUUUUUUUUUUUUCCUUUUCCUUUUUCAAGCAAGGCCAGGAUAUUAUUGUGAAAACACCCAAAAGCAGUUCCAUUUGCCAAAAUAAGCCCGAAUUUGUUAGUGAAUUGACCCUUACUUGUGUUGGAGCCUUGGAAAGAAAGAAGCUUAUUGAGAAAUGAAUGGCUCUUUUUUUGUUGUUAGUGUUGUGAAACUGUCCAGAAUUGUUCUUCUGGUGUUUUGUGACUGAAUGUAUAAAAUUGUUUGUUCACCUCACAGGGGGCCCUUGGCCCCAGUGCUGUUUCCUGCUGUAUGCCAGCUAGUGCUGUUUGAUGGUUUCACUGGAAUAGAGAAGGGAGAGCUUGCACAGGUCAAAAAAUAGGCCGGGUGUGGCUCAUGCAAGACCCUCAGUGGCAGCCCCAAGAGGCCGAAAUGUGGAAGACAGCAGAGAGGGCUGUCAGCCACAUCCAUGUAUCUGGGCAAAGCUAAAUUUACUACCACCUCUCCACCCCUUCCUCUCCUCUCAAACUUUAAGUUUGUGCUUUCUGAAGUAGGGAAAGUGCAAAAACCUCCUUUUCUAAAGCUGAUUGGUAUCUGUCUACCUGUCUUCUGUUCCUCCUUUGCUUACCUGCAGCCUAGGAAGAAGAGGGCAGUGGGCCUUCUAGGAAAAUAGUAGGGGCAGGGGCUUGCCAGGGAGGGAGUUGGCUCGGAGUUGCGCUCUUUAGGGGGUUGAGGACAGGCCUUUGGGCGAGCUGGCAGUUGAGAGAGAAAGCAUGUUAGAAGUGCAAAGAGCUUGUAGUGACGCUGAUCCCUUGCAUCAGUGAGUGGACAUCCCUUGGAAUUCCAAGUGUACCCUGUGGAGAGGAGAGAGCCAGCGCUGCAUUUGUGUAUCUGUCCUUUACCAUUUGGGAAAGCAAGGGAGAUGUGUACGUUAACAGCUUGCAUGGGGUAACUUCUACAUGGGAAUGCAUAGCCAUGGCACAUACAGGUAAAGGGAACAUGUCACUUUUACCGUGCUUGUCGUAAAACAAUUUUCCCCAAGGGCAUGGUAAACUUGUUUUGAGACAAUAGCUUGUGAUAUAAGAGACCAUGUUGUCCUCUGCCUGCUGAACUUCUUGUCCUCAUAGAGAAAGCAUGAACCUUCUGGGUGUUGAACCACCUGGCUUCCACCCAAGCAGCUGGUCAAGAUGGGAAGGCCUACAAAAUAGCCCCAGGACAACUGGGAGGAGAGAGAAGCAAUCACUUAAAACUGAAUUCAGACCCUUCAAAUCCCUCCUUGUUACAAGCACUUCCUGGAGUAAUGACGCCUUUUUCUCUUCCACCUCUCUUUCCCUUGCACCCUUCAUUUCUUAAAGUACGGUGGCUUAGCAGGGAGCGGGUAGGAGAUGAUCCUGAGUUAACUGGGAGUUGUAGAGAGGAGCAGAGCUGAGUGGGAGCACGUAACGGCUGAAGGGGGGAGACGGGUUGCUGCCAAGCCAGGAGGGGGUAGAAAAGCUUUGCUCCUGAGAUUGCAGCACAGCCCACAGCAGAUGGAAACAAAGAUGCUAGGGGUUCUGGUCUGAGAGUGCCAGGCAGGUGCUGAAAGGGAGAAUUUGUAAGACUGCUCAGAACCUCUAUCACAGCUUAUCUCUUUACUGGGGUAGCAGAGUUUUGACUGGGAGAGGGAUUUUGGAGGAGGAGGAGGUGGAAAGCCUUUAUUAUUAUUAUUAUUAUUAUUUUUUAACCAGAAAAUGUAGAGUCAGCACAAAUAAGCUUUUUGCAAAUCUGUCAAAAUGUUAAGCAGCUUUUUUUUUUUUUUUUUUUUUUUUUUUUUGCUUUUAAAGCUGAAGUACGUUUUGAAGCACUUUGGAAAUGCAAAGCACUAGGAGUGCUAAGUACUCCUUACCGUCUGCCUAAAAGUGGCAUUUGAAAAGCAAAAGAUGUAUCUGUUUCAGGCCGCUGGCUGCUCCGAAUCAUUUUUCCAGAGCUGCCACCCAGCCCUUUGCCUCCCUCCCAUGGCUGAAGGGGGAGUGUGCUCCACCGUGCCAAGUAAAGGAGGGCUCCCUGAGGGAGGAGAGGAGACCUGCAAAGUCCCUCGCUUGCCCUCAGGGUGCAGGUUGGCUUCCUCCUUCCCCACCUCCUUUGUCUGAGGAAAGGGAAAAAGGAGGUUGAGUUUCAGUUUGAGUGGUCCUAGUCUGGAACUACGACCACUUCUUCAAGUUCUGGAGACAUCUUUAUUGAGUUUCUUGUACGAAAAAUUGCACCUUAUUAGCUUAGUUGAGGAACGGGGAGAUGUCUGUCGUUCUGCAGGGAGUGGGUAGAAGAAGGGAGGGUGAGCCAGGAGCUGUCUUCAGUAGCUGCUGGAUUUUUCCAGAGGCCAUUUCCUCACCUCAUCUCCAACCUAACGGUAACAAAAGAACUAAAAUAAUUUAGAUGAAGCUUUUGUUCUGCGUAUCUCAACAACCUUUUGAGCAGGCUAAGAUGAAGCUUUUUUCCUCACCUAGCCAGCUCUACAGCUGGGGGAACCCCAGUUCUCUCGCUGGGUUUUCAGCACCAACCUUUUCCCUCGGCGUACGCACAUUGUUUGGACUCUUUUGCACACUGACUCAUCUAAUUUGGUAUGCUUCCUUUCUGUUGGGGGGGCAAAGAUGGGGGAUGGGGUCAGUUAGAGGGGAGGGUCCCCAAUUAUUUUUGUUCUCGUCUCUUCAGUUGUUGCCGUUGUUCCUGUCAGCACGCUAGAGUAUGAGUCUUUGCACACAGAAAGCUUCCUUUUGCACAGAAUGAGCUUCUAGCUUUUGUACAGACUAAUUGAAUGUAUUGGGGGGGGGGGGGGGGGGGGAAUAGGGAGUAAACCAAUUCCAAACAAACCAAUCGGAGUAUAAUGCCUUUUCUGAGCGAGUAUGUGCUGUAAAAGGAGAUUGUAAUAGCAAAGGGAGGGCAGGCUCAAGUAUAAUUUGACACAAAGUGUGGUUUUAUUUUUGUACUGAUACGGAUAAGAGACUGUACAGCAUCUAUUUAUUUAGAUGAUUUAUGUGGUAAAUGUUGCAAACGAAAUUAUUAAAAUAUUAAAUAUGAGAACUGACAUUUA
Messenger RNA from Tyto alba (common barn owl), 7865 nucleotides. It is a transcript of the gene CBX7, whose product is annotated as chromobox 7. The record is from RefSeq and is a predicted model, not a curated record. The transcript has 6 exons. Gene Ontology annotation, cellular component: PRC1 complex. NCBI's taxonomy places the organism in Eukaryota, Metazoa, Chordata, Aves, Strigiformes, Tytonidae. Gene Ontology annotation, biological process: negative regulation of transcription by RNA polymerase II. Bases 123 to 857 code for a protein of 244 amino acids.